GAACGAUCAUCCUGUGGGCCUGUCGAUCAACACUGAGCCUACUCAGCGCUGAAACUUGCGCAGAAAAGAGCAAAAACUUCCAGGGGAGCUGCCAUUGUCUCCAGUCUAUAUUAUGCGAGCCAUUGCCCCCUGAAAUACUGCCUAGGAUACCCUCCAUAGAUCUGAACUUAAUUGAAUCGCAUACUAUUUCUAUUCCUUGCAAUAAUGAGUGCAACAUCGGAACCCCCUGUCCCCGCUACGUCAGCCCGCAGCGGUGAGGCAGUCGACUCACAGACAAGCGUGCCAUCGGCAAUUGCUGAAAAUUCCAGUGACACUGUCGAGCAGAUUCAGCCUGCAACCAAUGGCAAGGAUAUUGAACUGGAGCUCCCAUCCUCAGCGGCUGAUGGGCUCAUUCAGAAGCCCUUCCCUCGUCCUCUCGACUCGGCCAAGCCUACUCCGUCUGCUGAGCUCACCCCCGACCAACAGGAAAAAUACGAUUCUGUUCUUAAGGCCGUUUCCGCUUGGACAACAGUACCGACAACGUCUGCGAAGAACGCCCCGACAGAACCCCUCACUGACAAUGAGCGCAUGUUCUUGACCCGGGAAUGUUUGCUUCGAUACUUGCGGGCGACGAAAUGGAACGUGUCCGAAGCAAUUGCACGACUUGAGCGUACUCUGACGUGGCGUCGUGAAUACGGCGUGGAAAAGCUGACUGAGGAUUUUAUCUCAGUUGAGAAUGAGACGGGAAAGCAGGUCAUCCUUGGAUAUGACAUCCAUGCGCGUCCUUGUCUCUACCUUCUGCCGUCGAAUCAAAACACUGAGAAGAGCGACCGCCAGAUUCAACAUUUGGUUUUCAUGUUGGAGCGGUUGAUUGAUCUGAUGGGGCCGGAUCAGGAGACUUUGGCGCUGAUUGUCAACUACAACGAAACGAAGUCGGGCCAGAAUGCGAGCGUCGGCCAGGCCAAACAGACCCUCAACUUUCUCCAAAAUCACUAUCCCGAGAGACUGGGUCGAGCGUUGGUCAUCAACAUGCCCUUCAUGAUCAUGGGAUUCUUCAAGUUGAUCACCCCGUUCAUUGAUCCUUUGACCCGGCAGAAGCUCAAGUUCAAUGAGGAUCUGCGUCAACAUGUCCCUGCAGCUCAGCUGAUGAAAUCUAUGGGGGGUGAUGUCGAGUUCAGAUACGACCAUGCGACCUACUGGCCAACUCUGAACCAACUUGCUGACCAAAGGAGGGCUGCGUACCGCGAGCGGUGGGUCCAAGGUGGAAAGCGCAUUGGAGAGUACGAGAACUAUCUGAAGACGGGGACCAGUCCCAGUCUGGCGCAGAGAGAGACCUCAAAUGGCGCUCCAUCGGAGUAACCACCUGCGUAUCGACAAUCCGAUAUUCGCAGCCACUCUCAACAUCAUGCCAUUUUGCCAUCUUACCUGGGCUUCAAUUGCAUACUAAUGUUCACUGCCCCUGCAUCUUCUGCAUAAUACUUCCUAACAUAUUGUUGAGCUCAUCUUAUACAUAUACAUCUAGACCGCAUA
This is a messenger RNA of Aspergillus caelatus, 1509 nucleotides long. Its product is annotated as CRAL/TRIO domain protein. Lineage: Eukaryota; Fungi; Ascomycota; Eurotiomycetes; Eurotiales; Aspergillaceae. Gene Ontology annotation, molecular function: phosphatidylinositol transfer activity. The coding region runs from base 205 to 1338 and encodes 377 amino acids. The record is from RefSeq and is a predicted model, not a curated record. The transcript has 2 exons.